This is a messenger RNA of Schistocerca piceifrons (Central American locust), 1530 nucleotides long. RefSeq names its product myogenesis-regulating glycosidase-like. Bases 1 to 1530 code for a protein of 509 amino acids. The transcript has 5 exons. Gene Ontology annotation, molecular function: hydrolase activity, hydrolyzing O-glycosyl compounds. Lineage: Eukaryota; Metazoa; Arthropoda; Insecta; Orthoptera; Acrididae. The record is from RefSeq and is a predicted model, not a curated record. Gene Ontology annotation, biological process: carbohydrate metabolic process.
AUGAGCCAUAUCUAUGGAGGACCCGAGCAGUACAACCAGAACUGGCACACAGAGCGCAACGUGUACAGCAAUUACUCGUACGUCAGCAAACAGCAAGACAAUAUCGGCGUGGCCGAGCGUUACUGGCUGUUCUCCGAUGGCCGAUACGUUUACGUUCCUCCAUAUGUGCCGCUUUUUAUCGAACAAAAUACAAUUAAAUCUAAGGAUCAAUUAUGUUUCAUUGCGGAGAACAGGCAACCAUACCUGGUCAAUCGGACGGGAGUUACUUUGAGGUAUACUGACUGCCACUUUGAUAAUGCGAGAGAAGCACACGAGAAUGCCAUCGCAGAAUACUUCGACAAACCCUUAGACAUUCCAGACGAGCGCAUGACCACGCAUCCCGUAUGGUCUACGUCGGCGCGUUACAAGAGAGAUAUCAACGACGCAAAAGUGAGGCAGUUUGCCAGCGAGGUAGUCGAACACGGCUUCAGCAACAGCCAGAUUGAGAUUGAUGGCAAGUGGGAGACUUGUUACGGAAGCCUCACGUUCGACCCCAACAAGUUCCCUGAUGUCAGAGCGCUCGUAGAAGACCUGCACUCGAUGGGGUUCCGUGUCACGCUGUGGGUUCACCCGUCUGACUGCGAACCGCAUUACUCGAGGGCGCUGGAGAGGGGCUGGUUCGUCACCAACACCGAGGGCAGCACCAUCACCAGCUGGUGGAACGGCCGAGGCGGCAUCAUCGACUUCACCAACGCUACGACUGCAAGCGAAUGGUCGAGCCAGCUGUGGAAAGUCAAGACUGAGAUGGGAAUCGACUCGUGCAAAUUCGACGCCGGCGAGACUAGCUGGCUACCACAGCCUCCCGCGCUGAGAACCGAGGAGAAGAACCCGGUGCAGUACACACCGGACUACUUGAAGACCGCCGCCCAGUUCGGGCCGAUGGUAGAGGCUCGCGUCGGCCAACAAAGCCAACAGUUUCCGAUCUACAUCCGCAUGCUCGACAAGGACAGCAGGUGGGGCUUCGACAACGGCCUGGCUUCGUUGGUGACGACGCUGCUGCAGAUGAACAUGGUGGGCUACCCCUUCGUCCUGCCAGACAUGGUGGGCGGCAACGGCUACGGCAGCGAGGCGCCCACCAAGGAGCUCUUCAUACGCUGGCUGCAGGCCACCGUCUUCAUGCCGGCCAUUCAGUUCUUCUACGCGGCCUGGGACUUUGACGGCGAGACGGUGGGGCUGAGCCGGCAGCUGACGGCGUUGCACGCCCGCCACGCCCCCCGCAUCAUAGACCUGAUGAAGAAGGCUGUGAGGGACGGCAGUCCAGUCAACCCCCAGUCUGAGUUCCUGCUGGGAGAGGACCUGCUGGUGGCGCCGGUGCUGGAGGAGGGCGCCGUCAGCCGCGACAUCUACCUGCCCAGGGGCAGCUGGAGGGACGAGGCCGACCCAAAACACCCAGUCAUAGAGGGCCUCGUCUGGCUCACCAACUACUCGGCUCCACUCAGCGUCCUGCCUUACUUCACCCGACUCUCCAGUAGGCAUGACCCAUACUCUUAA